Messenger RNA from Astyanax mexicanus (Mexican tetra), 4691 nucleotides. Its product is annotated as transmembrane protein 275-like. The record is from RefSeq and is a predicted model, not a curated record. The transcript has 2 exons. The coding region runs from base 131 to 706 and encodes 191 amino acids. Lineage: Eukaryota; Metazoa; Chordata; Actinopteri; Characiformes; Acestrorhamphidae.
GAGGAAAAUCCUCACGGUGUGGGUCUGUGGGAGCUGAUCCACAGAGAAACACAGAGUCGCGGAGAAAAGCAGCUCUUUAUCCGGAUCUGAUACCUUAUAACAGUGAAUGCCAAGAAGGUAAGGACAUCUGAUGGAAAGGAUGAUCUGCUCUGAUAAAGGCCCACAUAUGGCCCCAGUGAAUAAACCUGGACAGAGGAAGCUCAUGCGCAUGCAGGGCCACCCAUCCCCAGCUCUGUGCUGCGCCUGUGGACUUUGCAUCAUGCUGGCAGGGAUCAACAUCACUCUGGUGGGGGCUUUCGGCUUUUCCAAAAUGCUACCCUUUAACAACCCACCCAUCAUCAUCGGACCUCUCCUGUUGCUGGUGGCUUUGUCAUUUUUCGGGGUGUGCUGUGUGUGUAGCCGCCAACCAGCCGCAAACACGUCGCGCAAAGCCAAUGGGCAGAACCACUGGGGGCUGAUGAGAGCGACGGGCACUGCGUUUGAGAUGGAGGCCAGUGAGCACACACUACAGGACACCACUGCUAUUCAGCUCAGUCCAACCAACUCUCCGUGCUCCUCCGCCCACUCAAGCCCCGCCCACUCGCCUGCAGUGAUGCACGACCCACCACAGACUACUGACUUAGCAAAUGAUAGCCAUUUUUCUUGUCAUUCACCUUCAAUAGGAGAUGAUACCAGCCCACUGAGCCCCUCGCAUGAUGAUACAUAACCUGGACUGAUGGGCUAUUAUUGAGUUAUUAGUCAGUUUAUUAGGUAUAUUGGCAUUUUGUAUCUAUACUCAUUUGCCAUUAUUUCAGAUUUACCUUAUAGGUGCACUUUGCACUGGGAGUGUUCUUGCUAUAAAGUCGUGCAAGCAGUUGCUUUGGCCCCCCAAGAGCCAGCACCCUCUAGGCCCCUUGUAUAUGUAUAUACUAUACAUAGUUUGUGAGAGUCAUGAUAAUGUGUUUCUUUAUGUUUACUUCAUCUUAUCUUAUCUAUUAGUUGGGGUUGGAUCUCACUGACUUCCAUAAAAUUCGAAAGUAAUAUACUGUAAAGGUUACCAGUAACAGAAAAAGAUUACAAAUUUAGACUGCUAUGUUGAUAAUAUUUAUGGGGCUACAAAUACACAUAGACAUAGUGUAUUUCAGUAUUAAAUACAUCUUGACAUUAAGUUGUAGAGGUUCCUGACGGUGUCCUGUGAUAAUCCAUGCAUCCAUCCAUGGGGUAGAGGAUAGCUGACACAUUGUGCAGCUUCUCAUUGUGCAAGAUACAGUACUUGCGACAUUCGAAAGUGCUCCUCUAUGGUAGAUAUAUUUAUUAAAAAGAAAAAUGCCUCAUGUCAGCCUGACUGAAGACACUGCUGGAGUGAGAAAAGCUCAUCCCAAUGCCCUCGGAUCACACCAUUGAGACUGUAAAAGAGAAGAAAAGAUUUCUAUCUCACCCUUCUGACUCACUAUGGGCUCAAGCUUCCAACCAGAAUGUGUUACAGUUUUUAGGCCAAUAUUUCAUAUCUUCAGUUCUGUCAGUAGAUUUUGCCUUUACAUAAGUAUUUAAAGGUGUUACAGGUUUGGAAACAUUGAAACAUUAAAAUUUGGGAUUACCAGAAGAGUGUAGACAAUCAGGCCCAAUCCCAUUUUACCCUUGCACCUUAGGGUGUCCCGUUACUAGUUAGGAUAGAGUGGUAGGAUGAAGUGUUAGGGCUAUAUGGCCCUCCAGACUGGGAUUCUUCAGAGGCCAAAGACACCCACAAAUGUAGUAUUUUGUUUUAUAAUAUUACAGAACCAAUAUACAUGUUAUUACCUUUCUGUAAUUGUCCUUUUCUUUAUAACAAAAAAAAAAAACACAGCUAGUAGUACCGUUAUCUUUAACUAGCAUACAAUGUAUUCUCUUUUUUUAAGAGUUGUCCUGUUUCCUAGGGGGAGGGUUCCAAAGGGAAGAGAUACACUUUAACUUUAUGUACAAUCAGCCACUGCUUCUUUUUACAGUGCCAUCAGUGCAGAAUCCCUAGGCAGCAAGUUGUGUUCAGGAUAAAGACUUGCAACUCUCUGCCCAUAGUCAGCAUCUGAGAUUUUUUUGUGGCUUUUAAAAAAAAUAUUUAUUAACAGUGUCCAAUGUCAGUAAUUCGAGCCAGAAUGCAGAAAAGUGAAGAGCUGUGAUUUUCAUUUGGCAGUAAAAGGCGAGGCAGUAAAAGGGUUCUAUAUAGUACUGACAAGGUUCCUUUUAAUUCUUGUCCUACUCUAAUAAAUGCUAGAUAGAACCAUUUGAUUACAAGAUUACAUUUAAAAAUUAGAUUAUAAUUGUACCAUUUCUCUAGGCAGAGAGCCAUUUAAUAAUUUGGUGCUUUUUCAGGUUAUGCGAAAUUAUAUGCAGCAAUUGCCGUUACUUUAUAUAAGAACCCUUAAAUAAACUUUUAUUUAUAUACUGUAUACACUGACAUGCAAAUGUCAUGGGAAAUGGGACUAGAAUCAUGUGCCUCAUGUGCAUGACUUUUCCCAUAUCCCACAGAAGCUAAGGAACAGGGUACUGCAGGGAAUGUGUGAGGGGCCUCCUUACUUCCGAGUCAUCUGUUAAAGUAUUGAAUGGCUCUCAGCCAAUCUCUUGUGAAUUCUAAAAUAACUAUGGUUUAAUUUGCAAUACCGCAACUUUGCUAGAGAGAGAUAAACCCUUUUUAACUUUCAAUGGAAGUCAAUGUAAAAAAUAUUUUAUUUCAGAUAGAUUUCAGAUAAUUUAAAUCAGUCAAUUCAUUAAGACAUUUUGCUGCAGUGUAAGGGACCAUUUGUGUGUUCAAAUUAUGAAAUAAAUUAAAAAUAGACAAAAUUGAUAUACUUGUUUUGUACAAGUAAACAGUGAUGAUAUACACUAUAUAAGCAUAAGCAUUGGGACAUUCAUCUGAAUUAUCGAAUUCAGGUGAUUUAUUCAGUCCUAUUACCACCGACGCAGAAUUUUCUGCCUUCACAAACUUUGGUGAAAAAAUGUGUGGCUCUAAAGAGCUCAUUGAAUUUCAGUGUGGUACUGUAACCAUUAAAACAAGUUUGUUGGUGAAAUUUCUUCCACAGAUAUUCCAUAAAUAUUCCACAAGCAACUGAGUGGUAUUAUUCCAAACCUGCAUCGGGGUUAUCAACAGCACAAAAAAUUGGCAUGCAUAUUAAUGGCUGAACAGCUGCGCACAAGCCUUGCAACAUCAAGCACAGUGCCAAGUGUAGAAUAAAGUGGUGUAAAACAAACAACAUUACUACUGUCACCAUACUUAUGCUAUUACUGUUACUAAUAGUACUACUACUACCACUACUUAUAUAGCCACUGGACUCUGAAGAAGUGGAACAUGAUUCAUGGACUGGCGAUCCACUCUUCUCUUAAUGUCAGUCUGAUGGACCAGUCUUGCCUGCCUGACUGGGAAACCAUAAUGCAUCAGCGUACCAAGAUAUUUUGGACAAAUGCAUGCUACCAACUUUAUGAAAACAGUUUUGGGAAGAGCCUUUUCUAUUCAUCUUUGGGAUGAACUACUAAAAUGCAGACUGUAAACAGGACCUGUCGUCCAAAUCUGUGCUGGCCAGUGUCUGACAUCAUAAAUGCUCUUCUGGAUGAAUGUACAAAAUUUGUGCUUUCCACAGACUGUUGCAUCUGUUACAGCUGCAAAGAGGGGAUGAAGUCAAUAUUAAUGCCUAUGGAUUUAGAAUGGGAUGUCUUGAAAUAUGGGAUGACUUGAUGUGUAGGUGUCUCUAUACUUCUGUCCAUGUAGUAUUCCUACUAACCCUGUAUGUACAUUAUUUGGAACAUAUAUUUUUUAAGUCAAAUCUUUUACAAAACAAUAUUUCUGGUGUCCAGCAGUACAUACAGCUCUGGAAAAAAGAGACCACUUAAAAAUGACGUGUUUCUUUGAUUUUAUCAAAUUGAAAACCUCUAAAAUAUAAUCAAGAGGAAGAUGGAUGAUCACAAGCCAUGAAACCAAGCUGAACUGCUUGAAUUUGUUCACCAGGAGUGGCAUAAAGUUAUCCAAAAGCAGUGUGUAAGACUGGUGGAGAAGAACAUACCAAGACGCAUGAAAACUGUGAUUAAGAACCUGAUUGAUUUCUGAACUCUUAAAUCUUUAUAAAUAUUAACUUGUUUUCUUUGUAUUAUUUGAGGUCUGAAAGCUCUGCAUCUUUUUUCUGCAAAUAAAUGCUCUAAAUGGCAAUAUUUCUCUUUUGGAAUUUGGGAAAAAUGUUGUCCGUAUUUUAUAGAAUAAAAUAACAAUGUACAUUUUACUCAACUACAUACCUAUAAAUAGCAAAAUCAGAUAAACUGAUUCAGAAACUGAAGUGGUCUCUUCAUUUUUUCCAGAACUGUAUAUAUUUAUAACUGUUUAAUUUAAUACAACUCUUUCACUUCAUAAUGUUUAAUGACCUUUUAGAGAUUUCAGAUUUCUGGUCUCUAUGACAGUUUGCCACUUUAAACAAUUCUGAAUUAUUUAUUUUACACUGAAUUUAUUGUAGAUAUUUUAUCAUUUUUAUGGAGUUCCCCUAAGUAGUUAUUUUUGCUACUGUGAGUUCUUUUGGCUGACAUAGGUUGACAGGAGUGCGUGACUGUGACAAUAGUACCAUUAUUUUGGUAAUUUUAGGCCGUUUUUAGGAGCAGAAAGAAUUGAAAAGGAAUGACUGGACAUGUUCUUGAGAUUUUGAUGACAGGAAUGAUUUUUUGUCGUAUUUGUUGUGGAUGAUGUUUUCUGAUGUUCUCUG